AUGUCCUCCUUCUCGGAGUCGGCGCUGGAGAAGAAGCUGUCGGAGCUGAGCAACUCGCAGCAGAGCGUCCAGACGCUCUCGCUGUGGCUCAUCCACCACCGCAAGCACGCAGGGCCCAUCGUCUCCGUUUGGCACCGGGAGCUCCGCAAAGCCAAAUCCAGUCGGAAGCUCACCUUCCUCUACCUAGCAAACGAUGUCAUCCAGAACAGCAAGAGGAAAGGUCCUGAGUUCACCAGGGAGUUUGAGUCAGUCCUUGUGGAUGCUUUCUCUCACGUUGCCAGAGAAGCAGAUGAGGGCUGCAAGAAGCCCUUGGAAAGAUUGCUUAACAUCUGGCAGGAAAGGAGUGUGUAUGGCAGUGAGUUCAUCCAGCAGCUCAAGCUCUCCAUGGAGGACUCCAACAGCCCCCAGACUAAAGUUGCAGAGGAGAAGAAGUCCCUCAAGAGGACUUUCCAGCAGAUACAGGAGGAGGAGGAUGAUGACUACCCUGGGAGCUACUCCCCACAAGACCCCAGCGCUGGGCCGCUGCUGACUGAGGACCUGAUCAAAGCCCUGCAGGACCUGGAGAACGCAGCGUCGGGAGACGCAACCGUGCGGCAGAAAAUCGCCUCCCUGCCUCAGGAGGUCCAGGACGUGUCCCUGCUGGAGAAGAUCACAGACAAGGAGGCGGCCGAGCGGCUCUCCAAGACGGUGGACGAGGCCUGCCUGCUGCUGGCGGAGUACAACGGGCGGCUGGCGGCCGAGCUGGAGGACCGGCGGCAGCUGGCGCGGAUGCUGAUCGAGUACACGCAGAGCCAGAAGGAUGUGCUGACGGAGAAGGAGAAGAAGCUGGAGGAGUACAAGCAGAAGCUUGCCCGGGUGACCCAGGUCCGCAAGGAGCUCAAAUCCCACAUCCAGAGCCUCCCAGACCUGUCCCUGCUGCCCAACGUCACGGGGGGGCUGGCACCUCUGCCAUCUGCUGGUGACCUCUUCUCCACAGACUAAAUGUUGCUGUGUCCUCUGUUUCCACUGUUAACCAGCAGAAGGAAGAAGACGACUCUGGACUUGACUGGGAAUCCAGUCUUCCAAGAUCUCCAGUAGGAAGGAACCUGCAGACCCUGCUUUCAACCUCUGCCUGCCCCCUGCUCGCCUUCUCUGCUCACACUGAGGGGAGGAAGAGGAGCUCAGGAGGGAGUGGGGAUGGGCCAGGGAGGCAAACUUCCCUCCUCCUUGUCCAUACUCUUUAGUUGCUGUUUGCUCUUAGCACUUGUCACCCCCCGAGGCUGUGACACUCGUGUACCCCUGCAAGCCUUCAGAGCAAGGCUGCCUGUAGAGCCCCUGCCCUCUGUGCAAGUCUUGUGUCCUUUCUGAGUCCUGUCUGCUGAACCUCAUCUCUUGGAGCUGGAGAGUGGCUGCUGGGUGCUGUGUGGGUGGCAGGCACCGUGCCAGGUCAGUGUGGGAAGGUGGCACUGACUGAGCAAAGGCCACAGAGUUCCUGCUGCUGCCCUGGGGCUGACCCCAGGCAGUACCAAGGAGCAGCUUUCCUGUGUGAACCUGAGCUUCAGGAUUCACUCUGCUGAGCCAUGCAGAGCUGGGUAUCACCUCAAGGAGAGGGGAAGUCAGUGUUCUUCCAGCUGCCCUGGAAUUGCACCACGUUUUCCUUCCCCUCUUGCUUACCCAGAAUCAGGUGGGUGACAGAGGCUGAGAGCUUGGCAAGGUGCACUGCAGCUGGUGCCAGCCCUGGGACAGGCUGACUCUUGGGCUGUUGGAGCCAAAUGUUGGAAAAUGCUGUCCUCUAAAUUCCCUCCUAGCUCCAGUGAAGUUCCAUGUGGCACCACCAUUGCUUUAUGGAGCAAGCAGCCUCAUGUAUGCAUGGAGAGAGCAGGAGGAUGCUCCUCACUCUGUCACAAAUCAUUGGAAGUUGAUUUCUUUUUAAAUCAUCAGGAAAAGUCAAAAGGUAACAAAACAAAACAAAAAAGGCCAACUAAAGAGCCUCUGAAUUCCAUUCUGCUGCUGGCUGCUGUCCAGCUGCUGUGGUUGUGGUUUAGGUUUCAGUUUGUCUUGGGUCUAAUACUCUUGGACUCUGAUCACUGCAAACCAUUCCAGUUGGGAUAACAAACUGAGGUCACAUUCAGCACCUCUCCCAGCAGAGGUUUCUGGAAACACUUGGGCUGACCACAGAGGCUUUGUGGUGCUGGGUUUUGUGGUGCUGGCUUUGUGUCUCCCCUAGAGUCUUGAGCUGCUGCUGCUGGCAGAGACAGGAGGGGAAACCUUCCCUCUCAGAAUGCAAAGCUGCUUGUGUGUCCUUGCAGGCUGUUCAGCAGCCUGCUCUCUGUUCACUUCAACCCAAAAUGCAACAUCUUUGGGGCACUGGGAAGCUCCCCUCCUUUCCUCCCUGGCACUGGAGGUUGUCCCUCUUUCAAAGCUCCUCGCCCCCACUUCCUGCCCAGCCAAAGUUAAUUUUAUUAUUUUUUUCUUUUCUCUUCAGUUUACAGGAAAUCUUGCAGUGCAGAGCUGCUCUUUCCAUGGCUUGCUCUGACACAGCCUUUUAUGGUCCAAACUUUGUUUAGCUCCAGCACUCUACAUUC
Indicator indicator is the source of this 2564-nucleotide messenger RNA. It is a transcript of the gene RPRD1B, whose product is annotated as regulation of nuclear pre-mRNA domain containing 1B. Gene Ontology annotation, molecular function: RNA polymerase II C-terminal domain binding. Gene Ontology annotation, biological process: mRNA 3'-end processing. Gene Ontology annotation, cellular component: RNA polymerase II, holoenzyme. The record is from RefSeq and is a predicted model, not a curated record. Bases 1 to 981 code for a protein of 326 amino acids. The transcript is spliced from 7 exons. Lineage: Eukaryota; Metazoa; Chordata; Aves; Piciformes; Indicatoridae.